Messenger RNA from Psilocybe cubensis, 1350 nucleotides. RefSeq lists its product as uncharacterized. Gene Ontology annotation, biological process: transmembrane transport. The record is from RefSeq and is a predicted model, not a curated record. Gene Ontology annotation, molecular function: transmembrane transporter activity. The transcript is spliced from 13 exons. The coding region runs from base 1 to 1350 and encodes 449 amino acids. NCBI's taxonomy places the organism in Eukaryota, Fungi, Basidiomycota, Agaricomycetes, Agaricales, Agrocybaceae.
AUGUCUUCAGAAAAGGUCGAUGAAAAGCACGGUACCGAGUCUAAUGCUAGCCACAGCCAAACUGAGGGCUCUGAAAUUGACAUCUAUUCUUUCCACGAGAAGCGGGCUGGUCGUCUGAUUAUAGACCCCGCUGAGGCGAAGAUUGAACUGGGCGAAGCGGUUGCAGCGAAGCUGAAGUUGUCAGCCGAUGGCACUAAAGUACUCUGGCCACAGCCUACAGACUCUGAUCUGGAUCCACAGAACUGGAGCGACCGUAGGAAAACCCUCCUUCUUAUUAUCAUUACUCUGGCUGCUAUCGUUCCUGACUUCGACUCUGGUAUUGGAAUCGCGGCCAUCUUCGCUUUGGCGGUGCAAUAUAACACAACUACGGGAGUCAUAAACAACCUCACAUCUAAAACUGCCCCACAAGUCACUGGUCUCUAUAUCGUGACAGAUCUGUAUCCUUUCCAUCUCCAGGCGAGGAAACUUAAUAUCUGGACGAUGGGUUUCCUGGUCUCCCCUUUCCUUUCCCCAUUCGCCUUUGGAUUCCUCGUCGCGCGAACUACAUGGAGGUGGGCAUAUGGAAUUGGUUCUAUCUACUCCGCGAUUGUAGUGGUGCUUAUUGCGCUUUUCAUGGAAGAAACGAUGUAUGAUCGUACUUUGAAGCCUAUCCCAUUGCCUACUUCGACAGGCCUCCGACUUAGAAUCGAAAACCUCGUCGGUAUCACCGGUAUGCGGAUGCAGAAGUACCGCAUCUCCUGGUUUGAGUCUGUUGUCAGCCCUCUGCGUCUAGUCACAAACGCUGUUUUCCUCGGCUCCCCUCCACCCUUCGGUUACGGGUUCAGCGAAUUUGCUGUUGCUGGUGGAUAUGGAACACCGAUUGUUUCCGUUAUUCUUGGAGAGCUCGUAGGACGAUACACUAACGAUUGGAUCAUGAAUGCCAGUAUCAGACGUAACAAGGGUGUUUUCGAAGCUGAGAGUCGUCUUUGGGCUUGUUACAUUGCCAUUCCGCUAUAUAUCUGUGGCUUUGUCACCCUUGGAGCAUCUUUCCAGAAACAUCUCAGCGUCGGAGCGUUGGUGAUGGGAUGGGGUAUCGCUGAAUUUUCAGUCAUGAUCAACACUGUCGCCAUUUACGCUUAUUGUAAUGACGCUUUCCCUAAACACCAGGGAGAAAUCAGUGCACUGAUUAACCUCGCUCGUACACUUGGAGGCUUCAGUGUUGCUUACUUCCAAGUACCAUGGGCACUUAAACACGGUGCUAUUCAAACAUUUGGCUGCGAGGCUGCUAUUGUCACCGGUCUGUUCUUGCUUUUCAUCCCAAUUUUGCAAUAUAAAGGAUCAUCUUUACGGGCCAAAUACUCCUUGCAUUAG